Molecule: messenger RNA, 984 nt
Organism: Plectropomus leopardus (leopard coralgrouper)
Lineage: Eukaryota; Metazoa; Chordata; Actinopteri; Perciformes; Serranidae
Source: RefSeq, a predicted model, not a curated record
AUGACCCAUGAAGAGAGACCUGCUACCAUAUUUAAUUCAACAUUUGUUCGUCCUGCAAAGUUCUAUAUCAGUGGGUUUACCAACAUCCCUCAUGUGAAGUAUUUCUAUGUUUUUAUGUGUUUCGUCUACAUCAUGACUGUUCUUGGGAAUAGCCUCCUUCUCUCACUUAUUUACCUGGUCAAGACUCUUCGUACUCCUAAAUACAUGAUUGUGUUUAACCUGGCAUUGACAGAUUUUUGUGGGAGCACGGCUCUUAUCCCAAAACUCUUGGACACAUUUUUGUUUGACAGGAGAUACAUUGUUUAUGAGGCAUGCUUAAGUAAGUUAAUGUUCUUUGUUUUAUUCUUUGCAAGUUUGCAGUCAUGGACGCUUGUCACGAUGGCAUUUGACAGAUUUAUAGCAAUUUGCUUUCCUCUAAGGUAUCAUAGUAUUGUGACUAAAUCAGCUAUUGCUGCAAUGCUGCUGUUUGCGUGGGCCUUUUUAUUGGCUCUAGUAUCAUUUACUGUUGGACUUAUUGAUCGCCUCUCCUUCUGUAGAUCUUUGGUGGUAAAGAGUUUUUUCUGUGAUCAUAACCCAGUAUAUCGCCUGGCUUGUAAUGACACGUCUUUAAAUAACAUAAUGGCAUAUGUUGCUUUCUUUGUAGCUAUCUGUAUUCCUCUUGUUUUAAUAGCAUUGACAUAUGUUUGCAUUUCCAUAGCACUGAGCAGGAUUGCAUUAGGAGAGGAACGACUCAAAGCAUCUAAAACCUGUACUUCUCACCUGAUUCUUGUUGCUAUUUUUUAUCUACCACUUGUGGGCACCAACAUAGCAUCAGUAGCCACCACCUCCAUCCACCCUAAUACAAGGAUUAUAAACUCCACUUUGACACACACCAUACCAGCUUUGCUCAAUCCUGUUAUAUACUCUUUAAAGACAGAAGAAGUGCUGAACUCCAUCAAGAAGCUUUGCAGAACAAGUAUGGUCAAUCUCACAGCCAACAAAUAA